Molecule: messenger RNA, 1185 nt
Organism: Trichoderma citrinoviride
Lineage: Eukaryota; Fungi; Ascomycota; Sordariomycetes; Hypocreales; Hypocreaceae
Product: glycogen synthase kinase 3
Exons: 6
Coding region: 1-1185 (394 amino acids)
Biological process (GO): signal transduction; protein phosphorylation
Cellular component (GO): cytoplasm
Molecular function (GO): ATP binding; protein serine/threonine kinase activity; protein serine/threonine/tyrosine kinase activity
Source: RefSeq, a predicted model, not a curated record
AUGUCAACCCACCGACCGAAUGCCUUUAACAGUUUGCGGAUGGGAGAGGUGAUCCGCGAGAAAGUUCAGGAUGGUAUCACGGGAGAAACCAGAGACUUGCAGUACACGCAAUGCAAGAUUGUUGGAAACGGUUCAUUUGGUGUCGUUUUUCAGACCAAGCUUUCGCCAUCUGGCGAGGAUGCUGCCAUCAAGCGAGUUCUCCAGGACAAGCGAUUCAAGAACCGCGAGCUCCAAAUCAUGCGGAUUGUCCGACAUCCCAACAUCGUUCAGCUGAAGGCUUUCUACUACUCGAACGGCGAACGCAAGGAUGAGGUCUAUCUCAAUCUGGUUCAAGAGUUUGUUCCCGAGACCGUCUAUCGGGCCUCCCGCUUCUUCAACAAGAUGAAGACGACCAUGCCUACUCUGGAAGUCAAGCUCUACAUCUACCAGCUCUUCCGAGCCCUCGCAUACAUCCAUUCGCAGGGCAUCUGCCACAGAGACAUCAAGCCCCAAAACCUCCUGCUUGAUCCCAACAGCGGCGUUCUGAAGCUGUGCGACUUCGGCAGUGCCAAGAUCCUUGUCGAGAACGAGCCCAAUGUCUCGUAUAUCUGCUCCCGAUACUACCGUGCCCCCGAGCUCAUCUUUGGUGCUACCAACUAUACCACCAAGAUUGAUGUUUGGUCCACGGGGUGCGUCAUGGCCGAGUUGAUGCUCGGUCAGCCCUUGUUCCCCGGCGAGUCGGGCAUUGACCAGCUGGUGGAGAUUAUCAAGGUGCUCGGCACGCCCACCAGAGAGCAGAUUCGCACCAUGAACCCCAACUAUAUGGAGCACAAGUUCCCGCAGAUCAAGCCUCACCCGUUCAAUAAGGUAUUCCGGAAGGCUGAUGCUAAUGCCAUCGAUCUCAUUUCCCGCCUCCUCGAGUAUACCCCGACCGAGCGUCAGGCAGCCGUCGACGCCAUGGUGCAUCCUUUCUUCGACGAGCUUCGGGACCCGGCCACCAAGUUGCCCGAUUCGCGACAUGGAACUGGCCAGCUGCGAGACUUGCCCGAUCUUUUCGACUUUACUCUCCACGAACUCUCCAUCGCUCCGCACCUGAACCACCAGCUCGUACCUCCGCACAUGAGGCCCGUUCUUGCGGCCCGAGGACUUGACAUUGACAACCUUACGCCGAUGUCGAAGCAAGACAUGCUGGCGAAACUCGACUGA